CCCUCCUUUUUAUUCAGUCACCUCCCCAAGCCGUCACUCCCGCACUCUCUUUCUCCAGAAUCCAAAAUAAAAAAAAAUGGUGAAAUUCUUGAAACCAAACAAGGCGGUAAUCCUCCUGCAAGGCCGUUACGCUGGCCGGAAAGCAGUGAUCGUCCGAUCAUUCGAUGACGGAACCCGCGACAGACCCUACGGUCACUGUUUGGUUGCCGGAAUUUCGAAGUACCCAGCGAAGGUCAUCAAGAAAGACUCGGCAAAGAAAACAGCAAAGAAAUCAAGAGUGAAAGCUUUUAUCAGAACGGUUAAUUAUAGCCAUUUGAUGCCGACGAGAUACACUCUGGACGUUGAUUUGAAAGACGUUGUGAACCCUGAUGCUUUGGCUUCUAAGGACAAGAAGGUCACUGCUGCUAAAGAAAUCAAGAACAGAUUCGAAGAGCGGUUCAAGACUGGUAAAAACAGGUGGUUCUUUUCUAAGCUUAGGUUUUGAAAUUUUUUAUCGUUUUCUUUUGUUAUAAUUUAGUUGGUGUAAAAUUGCAAAUUGAACUUAUUUGAUUACUUUUUGACUGUUAAUUAAUGGAUUCUGAUGAUUUUUAGAAUUAUUAAGGUUUGUGUGUGAAAA
Mercurialis annua (annual mercury) is the source of this 616-nucleotide messenger RNA. Its product is annotated as 60S ribosomal protein L27-like. Gene Ontology annotation, biological process: translation. The transcript has a single exon. Lineage: Eukaryota; Viridiplantae; Streptophyta; Magnoliopsida; Malpighiales; Euphorbiaceae. Gene Ontology annotation, molecular function: structural constituent of ribosome. Gene Ontology annotation, cellular component: cytosolic large ribosomal subunit; ribosome. The record is from RefSeq and is a predicted model, not a curated record. The coding region runs from base 77 to 484 and encodes 135 amino acids.